This is a messenger RNA of Styela clava, 3039 nucleotides long. RefSeq lists its product as uncharacterized. Lineage: Eukaryota; Metazoa; Chordata; Ascidiacea; Stolidobranchia; Styelidae. The record is from RefSeq and is a predicted model, not a curated record. Gene Ontology annotation, biological process: signal transduction.
UUCUUGAAUGUUACCAUUCCGAAGUUCCUAUGUUGCAAACCUGGCAUCCUAGGUAUUAUCGAACCCACUAACAAUCAGUUAUAAUAUUGAUAAAUAACCCACACCUUUCCUUCACAAAUAGCGGACAUUGAAGCGUUGCUCAUUCAAAACUAUUCGCAUAUCGUAUUGCUUCAUUCCAGUUACCGAAGGCUUUCUUCAAACUACUCUAUUAUUAGCGCUUGUCGAUAUUAUUGUAAGUCAGCUAUGGAUACCGUUGUUUGCGUAGGCUUUCUUCUUUGUGUUAGUCGCAUCGUAUAAGGUAAAUGGUAGCCUAAUUCGUUGUCGAACCACGUAUUAAGUUGGUCAGAAAUCUUAACUUACAUGAAUUGGCAAUGGGCUCUUCGGGAUCAAAAAAUAGCGUAACUGUACCAACUAUUGGACAAAGCAAAGUUAGUGAUUUGAGUUUUGCAUCUUUACUACGUCGACUCGAGGAAAAACAGACUGAAAUCGAACGGUUGAAAGCUGCAAACCAAGCCCAACGAGAGGAGAUUAAGAAAUUGAAAUAUGAAUUGGAGACCAGUCGUAUAUCAGCGACGAUACAGAAACCAAUCUCAAACAAUGAACAACCGAAUUUUAAUUCUUCAAAUCUUCUGACACCUGAAGAUGUUAUUUCGUCUCAAGUUCCUCAAGGCAACAUGCCGAAGAUUGGAGAUCACGUGGUUUCAAUGUGGGGCGCGAGCAAGUGGCAAUAUUUUACAGCGACGAUUGUUGGAUUUGAUUCCUCCAGCCUAAAGUAUACAAUAGAAUGGGAUGAUGGAGAUCCCACUGGACGAGUAAUAGAUUACUACAAUCUUGCACUCGAUAAAGUACCUUCUCCCGAUCAAAUUGGAGUUGGAUCAAAAGUGCUGUUUCACCAGGGAGAAUACAAGCAGCAAGAAGUACACGGAGUUACAAGAUCUGGCGGAUUCAGAUGGCACCAGGGAGAAAUUACUAAAAGUGUCAGACAGCCGGACGGUACAAGGAAAUACCAAGGCAAACAUACAAAGGGGGCAAGUGACGGAAAAUGGGUGUUGUACAAGGACUAUUCUGAAUAUUUCUACAAUUACAAAAUAGAUGAUUUUCGAAUGCCACCGAACGUAUUUGACAUUCUGGACUCCGUAACGGGGCCAUCCGAAGGAACUCGCCCGCAGCAAUCUGAACAAGGAAGUAUAGAUGUUUUCAUAUCCUAUGCUAAAGUUAACAGUCCUGCAGCAAUAAAAAAUCAUGAAAUAGAGUCAAGUCUUCUUCCUCCAUCGUAUGAAGAAGUUAUGAUUGAAGAGUUAUGCGAUCCAAGAGAUAUAGUAUCGCACUUGAAGGAAAUGGGAGUUAGUGUUUACAUCACAGAGGAUAUAGUUGAUGAUAAUGAAGCAGGUCUGUUGGAAAUUGUAUCGGCUUUAAAACGGUCUAAAAUCUUUAUCGCAUGUCUAAGCGAUGAAUACGCGAGUAACGACAGGUGUCGGAUGGAAUUUCAGUAUGCAAAGAAAACAAUGAGAAUACCUGUUAUCCCGCUGGUGGUCGGCACGGGUUCAUUUCAGUGGAAAAUGACUGUUGUCGGACUUCUCAUUGCGGGGGAACUUUACAUUCAUUUCAAAGACAAAAGCGUGGAAGGAUUCAAAAUGAACGAACUUUUCCGCUCUAUCAAGAAACAUAUUCCCGAACUUCAACUAAAAAACGUUAAUUUUGCGGCGACUGGAAACGCCUCAUUAGAUCUCAUAACAACGCCAGGACUAACUCUAACAGGUGCGCAACUCGAGACGGGAGUGCCUGACAUUUUCUUCAGCUAUUGUUGGUCAAACUCCAAGUCUGCUGCUGAUAGAAAUCAAAUAUCAAAAUAUAUUGGAAACGAGUGGAAUGAUCCAAGGGAAAUUGCAGACAAGUUAGCACAAGCAAGCGGAGCUGCCACGUGGAUCGACAUAAAACGUCUAGAAAGUGCUGCCGAUGGCAUGGGCAUGUUUGGACAAAUCGCUUCAGCUAUCGGAGAUUGCAAAGCGGCUGUGGCGUGUGUUAGCAAUGAAUAUGCCAACAGCGAUAAUUGUAGAAUGGAGUUACAAUAUGCUGGUUCUUCCUUGCAAAAACCGCUCAUUAUUCUCGUUGUGGGCGAAGGGUCAGAGUGGAAGGAAACCGUAGUAGGGAAAGUGUCGUUGCUCGGAAAUGCCACAAUUAAUAUGCAAAAUAUAACAAGCACUGAGGAACUUGAUCAAAAAAUCACGGAAAUCAAAAACGCAAUUUUUGAGGUAGAUGCUUUUGAGGAAUCGUUGGGUGAUAAUGUUCUAAGAGACGAAAGUGAAAAGGCAUCUUCCGCGAAUGAGCGAGUGGUAACGCUGAAAAAGAAGAAGAGAGCGGUAAAAUUUUUCAAAGAAAAAUCAAAAAUUGUGACAAGAUCUAUUGUACCAACUUCACCUAUAAAGUUCAAAGCUCCAAUGAUUGGAGACCAUGUCGUCUGUUUGCAUCAAGGAUGGGCUUACUAUACAGCCACUGUGGUCGAGUUUGACCCAACCGAUCUUGUUUACACUGUUGAUUGGGACGACGGCGAUCCUUCUGGCAGAGUGCAAUCUUAUCAGGAUGUUGCAAAGGAUGUUAUUCCUGAUUCUUCUGAAAUAGGGGUUGGAUCAAUUGUAAUUUUUCCACAAGGCUCCUAUGGUGAAACUGAGGGAAAUAAUACAGGUGGAGAGCGUUAUCACCAAGGCAAAAUUACUUCAAUUGACACAAGAGAAGAUGGAAUCACCCGGUAUAAUGGAAUACACACGAAAAAUAAAGAUGAUGGCAAGUGGGUGACAUUCAGAGGCUACAAUUCUUCUUUCCAAAAUUUGACGUUGAAUCAACUACGUAUUUCACCGAAUGCUAUGGAUGCACUUAUGGCUUGCAAGCAAGCUUUCAAUUUGAAUGGCUGAGGUUUAACAAAAUAUCACUGUCUUGAUUUAACAGUAUUAAUACCUUGUUAACUAUAGUUCGUAGUUUUCAGUUCACAAUUUAUAUAUAUAUUACUUUGUCUUAAAUAAAUAUCAUGCAUUACAAAUAAAU